ACAAAAUACAAGCCCUGCAACACAGCGCCGCGUGGCGCAACUUUCGAAGCUUAUAGGUGCUACGUUUGCGUGACGUCCUUGCUCGGUAAUUUCACCGGCGGCAACCAUCACCUUUAAUGAUAGAUAUAAAUUGGUGUCACAAACCAAUAGACAAUCAGUGCAGUCCCAUUACUCAAACAUUCAACAUUGAGGUUUAAUAAAAUCCAUUUAAAAUGAGGACGCUGGGUGCCCUUUGUCUUCUAGGAUGUCUUCUUGUAGUUUGUUCAAGCCGAGAAAUUGGCCAAAAAGAAAGCGACUUAGUAGCUGCAGCCAGCGAUCACAAAGGUCAUCACCAUGAGGAGGGCGGCGGCAAGGAACACCACGCAGAACACCAUGGUGAACACGGUGAGAAAGGACACAAGGGACAUAAAGGACAUCACCAUCACCACAAAGGCGAACAUGGAGAACAUCACAAACACCAUCAUGCGGGCCAUCACCACGAUCACAAGGGAGAACACAAGAAACACUGGGAUGAACACGAUCACCACGGAAAGCACCACGAACAUGGACAUCACCACAAGGGGGGUAAACACCACCAUAAGAAACAUCAUGAUAAAGGCGAGGAAACCGAAGGCUACCACAAGAAAUACCAUAAGGACGAGUACCAUAAAGACCAUCACUUCUACGACGACCACCACAAGGAAGGCAAGCAUCACAAGCAUGGCGACCAUCACGGACACCACGAGAAACAUGGAGGACAUCACAAGAAAGGAGGCCAUCACCAUUCCGGACACGAUGAACACCAUUACGGUAAGAAAGGGCACCACGACAAGCACCACUAUGAUGAAGACCACAAAGGACACAAAGGUCACCACGGCCACGAGGAACACCAUCAUCACCACCAUGAUCAUGGAAAGAAGGGCGGUCACGAAGACCACAAGCAUUGGGGAUACCACCAUGGAAAGCACUGAUUUAAUUAACUAUAAGAUUAUCGUUUUGUUAUUGUUAUGCUCAAAUUACCUCUUCCUAGAUAAACAAAUGUUACUUUUAUAAUUAAAACUGUUAAUAAAAUUAUCUAUCUAA
Molecule: messenger RNA, 1062 nt
Organism: Papilio machaon (common yellow swallowtail)
Lineage: Eukaryota; Metazoa; Arthropoda; Insecta; Lepidoptera; Papilionidae
Product: histidine-rich glycoprotein
Exons: 1
Coding region: 213-950 (245 amino acids)
Source: RefSeq, a predicted model, not a curated record